UUUCCAUGACCUAUCGUUUAGACAGCGAUAUUUAUUACCCAUAUGAUACUUUUGUUCCUUGUAAUGGUGAAUGCCAAUUAGAUGAAUAUUGGACUGAAAAGGAGGUAAUGGAAAAUGUAAUAAGAAAAACUGGAUUGGCAAUGCAAGUUAACUCAGAUUGCGAUACUCCCUCCAAAAGAGAAACUCUUGUUCAAGAAUUGCGUAAGCUGAUUAAAAUUGAUCUGUACGGAAAAUGCGUCCGUGGGGCCAAGUGUGAUUUUGAAUAUUGUUAUAAUCGAGAAUUGGAAAAUCACAUGUUUUAUUUGGCAUUUGAAAAUGCUGUUUGUAAAGGUUACGUUACUGAAAAAUUUUGGAAUUUAAAACAUUUAAUUGUUCCUGUUGUUCUUACUAGACGAAUUUUUGAUAAAUGGAAAGUGCCUGACAGUGCUUAUAUUGCUGUAGAUGAUUUCAAAAAUAUUACAGAAUUGGCUGAUUAUUUACUUUAUUUACAGCGAAAUAGAACUGAAUAUUUAAAAUAUUUUGAAUGGACAAAAACAUAUCGUAAAACCAAUUAUCACGUUCUACACAAAAAACUAGAACGAAAAUAUCACCAAGCAUUUAUCCUCUCUCAAAACGGCACAUAUGCUCCAACAUACAACCCUUUAUGUAAUUUAUGUGAAUUAUUGCACCAACAACAUGGAAAGGGGCAUCCCAAAUUAAUUAUUCCAGAUAUUUGGAAAUUUUGGAAAGGACCGGAUAUUUGUAUAGAAAAUUGGGUAGAUUUAUAUUUAAAAGGAAAACAUAAAGAAGCUUUUGAUAAGGCUAAUUGGCCUGAACAAAAUUAA
Molecule: messenger RNA, 824 nt
Organism: Meloidogyne enterolobii
Lineage: Eukaryota; Metazoa; Nematoda; Chromadorea; Rhabditida; Meloidogynidae
Source: the annotation of a GenBank genome assembly